Corapipo altera (White-ruffed manakin) is the source of this 3769-nucleotide messenger RNA. RefSeq lists its product as uncharacterized. Bases 243 to 1274 code for a protein of 343 amino acids. The record is from RefSeq and is a predicted model, not a curated record. The transcript has 6 exons. Lineage: Eukaryota; Metazoa; Chordata; Aves; Passeriformes; Pipridae.
CAUCCUGGCUCGUCAUAUGAUUUCUCCUAAGGGAUAACUGCUGAGCGGGACCGUGUCUCCAAGCUGAUCCUUUGCUGAUAAGCCGGCUGCCAAGCCUUCAGUGCUGAGACAAAAGAGUUUUUCUCGUCCCAGCAGGUUUUUCUGCUGUGAAUGACAGAGAAAGGGGGAAAAGUGAGCUGCCUGGCACUGUUCGUGGGCAAGAGGCUUUGGGGGCUCCUUCUCCCCCGCUGUGCUGGCAGACCAUGGAGCUUUUCAGGCUGAGCCUGAGCUGUAUUUGUCUUCUUCCUUGGCUUGAGGUAGCAGAGGGACAAGGCUUCCUCAUACGGAACACCCGCCUGGAAAAGUGCAUUCGUGUCUCCCUCCACAACACCAACAGCAUCAGCCUGACCAGCUGCAAGGCACAUUCCCAGCAGCAGCAGUGGAGCUGGGACCCCAACAGCAGGACCAUUGUCAGCCUCCAAACGAAGCAGUGCUUGUCGGCCCACAAGGCGCGGGAGAACGCUGUGGUCAAGCUGGAGCCCUGCGGAGACUGGGAACGCCAGGCAUGGUCCUGCAGCAAGAAGGGGCACUUGACUCUGCAGAGUCUGGGCUUCCACCUCAGCACUCAGGAGGGAGGCCACAAGGUCUUUGUCUCAAAGGAGAAGGACAAACUCAGCAGGUGGAAGACUUUAGCAGAUGAAACCAUCUGUGCUGCUGCCCGGACAGCAGCUCGGAGGCCCAGCAAGCCAACACAACAAGAUGUAGACACACAUGUGUGGAUCUAUGAAACUAAAACCAUUGAUUCAUCAAAGAUCGAUGCCGUGGACAGAGAGCCUCCUGUGAUCUUGACUGACCCACCUCUGGCUAACAAAUGGAACAGCACAGUGUCUCCAGUGAGGACCAGACAGGCACAGCUCCCAGCAAAUGAGGAUGUAUCCCAGAAUCACUCUAAGAAGCAUGGAAAUCGAGGGAAAAACACUGGGGCCAGGCUUGCAGGCACCAACUGGAAGACAGCCAUGCUGGUCCUCAGCCCCUUGGCAUUCAUACUGGGAUUAAUAAUACUGACACUCAAUGUUCACUACAACAAGAAGAAGAAAAUCCUCUCCGCCCUGAAGAGCUCUCCAGCCAACAGCAGCAGAGUUGACCUACGGGAGCCAACUCCCUUACGAAGGGGUCCCCAGCCAUACCUCCCACCAUCCCGCUCCCCUUCCCUGAGGCAUGGAGAGAUCCUCAUCGAGUGGAAAGACGGGACAGUCACUCCUCUUUUUGACAAUGUCAGUUAUCAAAUGGACUAGCUUCAAAGUAACAGAGCUGUUGUUCCACCCUGUGUCACUCUUCCAACCAGGAAGAAUGCCACCACGGCCUUUCUGCCCUUGCUGUUUCGACAGUAAGCACUGUUUGGGGUUUUUUGGGUUUUUUUGAACACUUGAGUACAAUCUCCUUGCACAGCACAGGGUUGAAGCAAGCAGAGUAGAUUGAUUGGUUUGUAGAGGCACAUGCUGCUUAGCAGUUCCAGAGCUGCUUUAACCCAUAACAAAGCCCAGGUUUACCUAAAUGAAGCUGGGACUUUCACCAGCUGCAACUGCUCAUUGAACCAAAAUUCUAGAUUACUGAGCACAUGAACAAGUAAAUCUUUGAAGAUAAGGUAUAAGAGAAAAAAAUGAAAUCCUGAUGAUCCAUAAAUUCUUUUUAAGAUAAAACUAGCUGCCAACAGGUACAGGAGCCUGUCGGUUAUGUUGUCAGUGUGAGAAUAUAAUUAAUAAGCACUACUUUCAGGACUCAAAAAAUUAUAGUCUCCUCCGGAUAUCUGCCAAAAUACUCACCCCCACUAAGCUGUCAAUUAAGUAACAGCAAGCAAUUUUUCUAACUUAAAAGGCAGCAGUCCAUUGUCCUCUCUGCAUGUCUGCAAGAGCCCUGCUGAGAGAGCAUGUGUCUCUCCAAAUACUUCCCUAUUUAGGAUGUACAAAACCUUAUUAAAACACACAUCCUCUUUUAUUAAAUAGACUGGCAGGUAACGUCGGUCAUGCUUGUUGGGGAUAUUGCAUAUAGAGCCACGUUAUACCAGCUUCAGUCUCUGAUCUCCUAUAAUCACAUGAAAUAGUCAAUGAACAGAUAUAUUGCUCCCAUCAGAGCAGUAAUAUAGUUUGGGGUUUUUUUCUAUGCAGGAGUUAAGACACUGUUUUCAGCCUUUACACUUCUUGUUUGAGCGUAAUUACCUGUGACUGUCACACUCAGUUCUGGCCUUUUCUCGGUGAAACUUGCAAUGUCUUAGUGCUUUCCUAAUAUUCACGAAUUUAUGCUUUUCUUCUCUCUGAUUUUGAGAUGAUGUAAUCAUAGCUAGAAGUCAGGAGUUACUUGGACAAAGAAAUACUAACACCAGGAAAUUACAGGUAUGAGCUGUGUCAGUGUAUUCGUUCAGCAGAGCAAGGAAAACCAUAUCCUCAUGUCUCUUACUAGAACAACUCUUUUCACUUUACCUAAAUUAGGUUGUUCUGCUAUUUCAGUGUAGCUUGGACUGAGUUUGACUUUAUUUAACCUAUGGCAGAAAUAAGGUUCCUCUAGGGAAUUUAAAGUCUCUUCCUUUUUUAAAUUUUUCUUUUUAAAUAUAGAUCCACAGCUUGGUAAAAGGUUUACUGCCAUGAGAUACUAUUACAAGCAAAAACUUAACUGUUCUCAAGGAAGAAAAUAAAAGCCCUAUUGGGUUCAGAGCAUGAAAAUUGCUGAGGUCAGAAAUAAAUGUCUUCCCCAGGCAUAUUAUUCCUUAAUUAUUUACUGGAGGGUUUCCCAGAUGCUCCUUGGAAAAAUAAUUUACUACUAGACAUGGGCAGAGGAAGAACUCUUUCUUCAGCAGUGAUCAAGGGACACAAAAAAGAAUCAGAGUUAAAUUCUGACAGAGUUAAAUGUUUCCACUUUAAAACAAAUUCAAAGACUUUGGGGUCAAGGUUUCAAAUGUGCAAGCAUCAUUUUACUUAGAAAAUUUGUGGGAAUGUAUUCUGUACAUAAAUAUCUCAAAAUGCACAAGAAGUGCCUCACCAAUUAUCACAGUUACAUCCCUUAUACCUUCUUCUACCAGAGUCAAGAUGCCUGCCUUUGAAAUUUAGUCCAAGGAGCACAUCACCUCACAGUGCACAGCACCGGUCACCCUCCAAAAUCUGCACACACUUUGGGAACACUGAGUAAGCAGUGCCUUUAAAAGAGAAAUACUGGCUUGGAGUUCAGCUCCUAGCUUUCCAAAACAACAAGUACAUAUGUUCGUUACUGCUGAAUGGGCAGAACCGAUGACUUGUUAAUGACUCUCUGUAACUCGUACUUAAUAUGCUAAUCUUGCUCAUAAACACGAAGGCAGCAACACUAUUGUUUACACAGCACUGAUUAAAUGGUAGCUCAAACAGUAAUGAAAAAACAAGACUGAAGCAGCACAGGCUUUUAACUCUUCUCUCACCCUGUCUGUAGGUUUUUGUUAUUUCUCACUAGUUUACUCACAUUAGAUGCUAGAGACCAAAUGUUGCCAGGUAUGGACAGAGGAACUGAAGGUGUGAGUCUUCAUCAGGAGAGGUCUUAGAAAGAACAUUGGCCAAACAUACAUCAGGAAAGACUCCAAAAUAGCUGAUUCUGCCAUGGGGCUGGACCUUGUGACAGUGGGAUUCACCUUCCAUCCUCUGGUUCUGAAGUUAGCUGAGAAACACUCAGAUCAAUCGCACAGCCUGUGUGCUUCCACUUCUGCGACUACCAGAGUGAAAUGCUUCUGAACAGUGUUCAUAAUCAAAAUAAAACUUGACUGUAAAGUGGA